Messenger RNA from Plasmodium coatneyi, 906 nucleotides. RefSeq lists its product as uncharacterized. Lineage: Eukaryota; Apicomplexa; Aconoidasida; Haemosporida; Plasmodiidae. The transcript has 2 exons. The record is from RefSeq and is a predicted model, not a curated record. The coding region runs from base 1 to 906 and encodes 301 amino acids.
AUGAGAUGGGGGGUUUCCCCCUAUAACAUUAUGCAUUCACAGGAUGUGCCUCCUAAGCAUUAUAGGCACGAUGAAGGGGCAAAGAAAGAAUGCACUACUGUAGGCAGCAAGAAAAGGAGUCCGCCUGAAGGAUGUCGGAAGUCUGCACGAGACAUCUACCUCGUCGUAGCUAAAUUUUUUGUUUGCGUUUCUUUAGCAUGGAUGCUAUGCACGCCAAGCAAUUGCCCUGUGUGUAUAACGCCGAAUGAGGAACACCAUUCAGGGAGCCAACCACAAUUUCCAUCGGAGGGACGAUCAUUAUCUUCAUUUGGAGUGGCAUAUGAUGGGAGCAGAGAUUCUCUGCGCAGUAAGAUUAGCGACUCCUUGUGUGAUGGAAGUGCUGAUUCGUUGCUGAGUGGAAGUACCUGUUCGUUGCUGAGUGGGAGUUUCUCUUCACUGUUUAACGGAAGUACCUCUUCCUUGCUGAAUGGAAGUACCUCUUCCUUGCUGAAUGGAAGUUCCUCUUCCUUGCUCAAUGGAAGCACCGACUCGCUGCAGCACGAUGCAACCAGAGACAACCCACACUUAACACUGUACUACAGAAUAGCCAACUCAAAGAAGCUAAAGCAGCUGGUCGACUACAUCUCAAGCAGGUUAAUGAAAAACAGAAUUUGUAGAAAAAUUAUGGACAAGGUAAAAAAAGUAUGGAAAAGUAAGCCGAUGAAAGUAGUCAGAUUUGUGGUCCCCUUUUUGCCAUUGGUUACCAUGAUGGUGGCGUCGGUUACCACAUUAUGCAUGGGAUUGAGUACACAAGCUAUUUUCAUAGCCAUUUUUGCCCCCUUUGCUUACCCAUUUAUUUUUAUAUCGUUAAGAACGGAUGGAAAAUACGUGGAAAAAGAAAAGGGGAAAAAAUCUACCUAUAAAUGA